ACACUGAAGUCUUCUUCCUGCUUCGAGGUGAAGAACAAUAAAUACAGUGAGUUCACAAACUCUUACAAUAGACAGAAGGAAAUGGGAGGAGUACAACAUGACUGAGCUUUGGUAGGUCUUAUGUGUGUUUAUAACUGAAAAAGCCAUGAAGAUGAGCUUGGCAUGCAUUCUCAUUUUCAUUCAGCUCUUUGAAGACCUAUCCGACCACAGCCGUGGGGCUUUGGUUACAGCCAUGCUCACUGCUCCGUGAGGCUUCAAGCUCGCUAAAUGCUAAUGUUGACAUGCUAACAAUGACCAGACGUUUAUCAGGCAUAAUGUUGAGCAUGUUUGCCUGAUAAAUGAGGGCCUUUCUGUGUGGAGACGGCAUGUUCUCCCCAUGCGCCAGAGGAAAAACGUAUUCAGAGUUGAUCUUUAGGCAGCUGACAGAGAGCCAGUCACUGGAGCUCUCCUGUUCCCCUCAGCAGGAGCACAGCACUCUGAUAGGCCUCCACCUGUACCAUCGCAGUGCCCAGAGCCAGACGACCCUGCUGUCCAUGGCCAAGGGCAGCGGGCUGAGGGUCAACACGGGACACAGGGGGCGUCUGCAGCUCUGUGGAGGUCUGGACUCGCUGCAGGUCAAUGUGACCAUGAACCUUUUACAGCGCAGUGACACAGGACUCUACAUGUGGGAGCUGAGCUACAGAGUGGAGAACAGCUCUGACCGGUUCUUCCUCAGUGCUCCAAAGGUUUUCUUGUUGGUUGAAGGGACAGGGAGGUCAUGCCAGUGUUCUCCCAGUUACCCUUCUUUGCUCCUGACCAUCUUUACAGUAGCGGGGCUUCUUCUACUCACACUCAGCUGGCUGGCCAUAGAGAAAUGUGUGAAGGCGAGGCAUCAUCACAGACAGCAACCUCCAGUUCCUAUCUAUGAGGAGAUGACCAGGAAGCAGCAAAGUAUGGGAACCCCCCAAAAUAACCCUAAGGCCCCCUCACACCUGGAGGAAGUCAACUUCCCGGUGUACGCUAACCCCAACAUCCGACAACCACAGGACAAAUACUACGCCUGUCCCAGACAGCUCGCCCUCAGAGCCUGACGUGCAGCAAACAUUUACAGGAAAUGACACCAGCUCUACUGCAGAAACACAACACAUGAGCGUGAGGAGACUCAUCCAGGACAUGCACAAAUAUAUUGGUUUCGUGGAACAAACAAACAUUUUUAACAGCCAAGAAAAAAUGCUAUUUUAUUAAUAUUUGAAAGAAGCUCCAUAGUUCAUGAAAACGUUUGUUUCGGUGCAUGUCAUUUAACAAUCACAUUCUAUGAGGAAAAAGAGAUAUACAGAGAGAAAAAAAUAAAACAUUACAAGCCACUGACUUUUCAUUAAAUCUCAGUACAAACAUUUUUACUUAUUAAAAAAAAAAAAAAAAAA
Molecule: messenger RNA, 1403 nt
Organism: Cyclopterus lumpus (lumpfish)
Lineage: Eukaryota; Metazoa; Chordata; Actinopteri; Perciformes; Cyclopteridae
Exons: 5
Coding region: 339-1070 (243 amino acids)
Biological process (GO): adaptive immune response
Cellular component (GO): membrane
Molecular function (GO): signaling receptor activity
Source: RefSeq, a predicted model, not a curated record